This is a messenger RNA of Triticum turgidum subsp. durum (durum wheat), 537 nucleotides long. The record is from the annotation of a GenBank genome assembly. Lineage: Eukaryota; Viridiplantae; Streptophyta; Magnoliopsida; Poales; Poaceae.
AUGCGGUAUUUAUCCAGCCUAGGUGUGAAUGCAAGUGAUGUGGAUGAGGUUCUCUUAUUGAAUGUCUCCCUGCCAAAUCUGCAAAAGCUAGGUGGACGACUAGCGGAAGAGGCGUUGGACGAGUCUCCUUUGUUCCAAGCUGUUGGCGGCCAGAACAUUUGGUCACAGCUGAGAGAGGACCCCCUGCCAUCCCUUUCUCGGUUGUCAAACUUGACUUAUCUACAAUUCACCAGAGCAUACAGUGGAGAGCAGCUGGCAUUUCUCACGGGGUGGUUUCCCAAGCUAAAGAUUCUCUCCCUAAGAGACCUGCCUAAUCUGAAUCGGCUAGAGAUACAGUAUUGCACCAUGGCGAGCCUGGAAAAUUUAUUCUUAACCAACCUCAGCAGCAUGACGGAGGUGCCAGCUGGCAUUGAGUUCCUCACUUCCAUCAAGUAUCUAGGCUUUCACCAGAUCAGCAGGGACUUCUUGCCAUCCCUGCGCCAGUGUUCUGCAAUUCAAGGCAUAAUGUCACGGGUGGGGUGUUCCCUCCGAGAUUGA